Molecule: messenger RNA, 733 nt
Organism: Trichechus manatus latirostris (Florida manatee)
Lineage: Eukaryota; Metazoa; Chordata; Mammalia; Sirenia; Trichechidae
Product: olfactory receptor 143-like
Exons: 1
Coding region: 32-733 (233 amino acids)
Biological process (GO): G protein-coupled receptor signaling pathway; sensory perception of smell
Cellular component (GO): membrane
Molecular function (GO): olfactory receptor activity; odorant binding
Source: RefSeq, a predicted model, not a curated record
UCUGUUGUUGGUGAACUAUGUGGUCACUGUGAUGGGGAAUUUAAGCUUAAUUAAUCUGAUUUGUCUGAAUUCUCACCUUCACACCCCCAUGUACUUUUUCCUCUUCAAUGUGUCCUUUAUUGAUCUCUGCCAUUCAUUUGUCAUUACUCCCAAAAUGCUGAUGAGCUAUAUUUCAGAAAGAAAUAUUAUUUCCUUUGCAGAAUGCAUGACUCCGCUAUUUUUCUACUUUUUCUUUGUCAACUCAGAGCACUAUGUGUUGACAGCUAUGACGUAUGAUCACUAUGUGGCCAUCUGCAAGCCCUUGCUCUACACGGUCACCAUGUCCUCUAAGGUCUGUUCCCUGUUGAUGUUUGGUUCGUAUAUGGUGGGUUUUGCUGGCUCUAUGGUGCACACAAGGUGUAUGAUCAGGUUGAUCUUCUGUGACUCCAACAUCCUCAACCGUUACAUGUGUGACACCUUCCCCUUCCUCCAGCUCUCCUGCAGCAGCACCUAUGAUCUUGUGGUUUCCAUUAUUGUAGGCACAGUUGUCAUAGCAUCUAGCCUCAUUAUCUUUCUCUCUUAUGCUUUGAUUCUUUUCAAUGUCCUUCACAUGUCAUCAUCUAAGGGUUGGUCCAAAGCCUUCAGCACCUGUGGCUCCCACAUAAUAACUGUUGGUCUGUUCUAUGGAUUUCAAAUGCUCACUCAUGUGAAGCCAUCAUCUACUGGGUCUGUGGACCAGGGAAAAUUUUUCUGA